Messenger RNA from Thermochaetoides thermophila DSM 1495, 2277 nucleotides. Its product is annotated as putative lanosterol protein. The transcript has 3 exons. Gene Ontology annotation, molecular function: lanosterol synthase activity. The record is from RefSeq and is a predicted model, not a curated record. Gene Ontology annotation, biological process: ergosterol biosynthetic process; triterpenoid biosynthetic process. NCBI's taxonomy places the organism in Eukaryota, Fungi, Ascomycota, Sordariomycetes, Sordariales, Chaetomiaceae. Gene Ontology annotation, cellular component: lipid droplet. The coding region runs from base 1 to 2277 and encodes 758 amino acids.
AUGGCAAAGAAAAAGUCUAAGGCGGCAACAUCCUCGGACGCCGAGCCGCUCCAUGAAAAGGGCAACACAAGGAAGCGGCUCAGCAAUGCCGGCGAUGAGGACCACACCACUAAAAGAGCCCGGAUGCUCGAGACUAAGACUGACUACACGAGAUGGCGCAUGCGUGACGAGGGGGGCUGCCACACAUGGCACUAUCUCGAGGACGACGAGGCGGCGAAGAAGUGGCCGCAAACUUACUAUGACAAGUACUACCUGGGUCUUCCUUUGGACCUCCCCGACCUUCCCAAAGCAAAAACGCCCCUUGAUGCGGUCCGCAAUGGUCUGGAGUUUUUCGAGAAGCUCCAGCUCCCUAGUGGCCAUUGGGGUUGCGAGUAUGGCGGUCCCAUGUUUCUCCUUCCCUGCAUUGUGAUCUCUUGGUAUGUGACGAAGACACCAAUUCCCUGGUAUGUCGCAACAGAGAUCAAGAAUUACCUCUUCGCCCGUGCUCAUCCUGAGGACGGCGGAUGGGGUCUGCACAUCGAGGGCGAGAGCACGGUUUUCGGAACUUCGCUCAACUACACGGUUCUGAGAAUUGUUGGCGUUGACCCCGACCACCCUGUCAUGGUCAAGGCCCGGGCUACCCUUCACAAGCUCGGCGGUGCAACACACGCCCCGCAUUGGGCGAAGUGGUGGUUUGCAGUAAUGGGCGUUGCCGAGUGGGACAUCGUCAACCCGGUCCCUCCAGAACUAUGGCUGCUCCCUGACUGGGUUCCUUUCCAUCCCUGGAGAUGGUGGGUUCAUAUUCGCCAGGUCUUCUUGCCUAUGAGUUAUCUGUGGUCAAAGGGAUGGCGUGCAGAGGAGACCGAUCUUAUCCGAUCUCUUCGUAAGGAGUUGUACGUCGAGGAUUACGACAAGAUCGACUGGGCCGGGAACCGCAACACCAUCAAUCCAAUUGACAACUAUCACCCGAAAACAUGGCUCCUCAACACUAUCAACUGGUUCUUGGCUAACAUUUGGAAGCCCUAUUUCCGAGUCAAACCGCUCGUUGAACGUGCCGAGGAAUGGGCCAUGAAGUUGAUUGAGAUGGAGAAUGAGAACACUGACCACUUAGAUCUGGCUACUGUGUCCGGUCCAAUGAAUAUGGUCUGCCUCUAUGCCUGCUAUGGCCCCGACUCAUACGCUGUGCGCCGCCACCAGGAACGAUCUGCCGAGUUCCUCUGGGUCAACCGCGAGGGCAUGCUGGCCAACGGCACCAACGGUGUUCAAUGCUGGGAUACUGCAUUCGCAGUUCAAGCCAUUAUGGAUGCAGGUCUCACCGAAGAUCCUCGGUGGCGGCCUAUGUUGCUGAAGGCACUCAAGUUUCUGGACGACCAGCAGAUCCGAGACAACGUAAAGGAUCAGGAGAAGUGCUACCGCCAGCAACGCAAGGGUGCCUGGGCUUUCAGUAAUAAGGAUCAGGGUUAUGCUGUCAGUGACUGUGUUUCAGAAGCACUUAAGGCUGUCAUUAUCCUGCAAAAAACGCCGGGCUUUCCCACGCUGAUCGAUGACCGCCGCAUCUUUGACGCCAUCGACACCCUCCUGACCUACCAGAACCCCAACGGCAGCUGCUCGUCCUAUGAGCCACCCCGCGCAGGCAAGUGGAUGGAGAUGCUUAAUGCGGCCGAGGUGUUUGGCAACAUCAUGGUUGAGUAUGAGUAUCCAGAGUGUACAACUGCGGUGGUGACAGCCCUGUCACUGUUCCACAAGCACUGGCCCGAUUACCGUGCUGCUGAGAUUGAGCGUUUCAUCGAGCGCGCUGUCGCCUGGAUCAAGACGGCCCAGAAGCCACAUGGCGGUUGGUAUGGCAGCUGGGGCAUCUGCUUCACGUACGCUACCAUGUUCGCGCUCGAAAGUCUGGCUAGCAUUGGCGAGACAUACGCCAAUAGCGAGCAUGCCCGCCGCGGCUGUGAGUUCCUCAUCUCCAAGCAGCGCGAGGACGGCGGUUGGUCGGAGCAUUAUAAGGCUUGUGAAACAGGAGAGUACCACGAGCACCCGACGGGCUCGCAGGUCGUCAUGACCGCGUGGGCGCUCAUCGGCCUCAUGAAGGCGCAGUACCCCCAUAUCGAGCCGAUCAAGAAGGGCAUUCGCCUGAUCAUGGAUCGGCAGCAGCCCAAUGGUGAAUGGUUGCAGGAGGCCAUCGAGGGCGUUUUCAACAAGAGCUGCAUGAUCUCGUACCCCAACUACAAAUUCACCUUUACGAUGAAGGCUUUGGGCAUGUUUGCACGCAAAUACCCGGACGUAAAGAUUUAUGAUGACUGA